UUAGGUCAUCAUUCAAGAUGGCGCUCCCCGUCCGCACACAGUGGAAGUACCUCCUCACAUUCAUUCAAAAGCACAGUUCUCCGAAAAGGUUGUUCAGCGCUGGAACGUGUGCGGGAAAACAGGAGCCUCCAGGAGGUGGGCGCAUCUUCUCGGGGAUCCAGCCGACUGGCGUGCCCCACCUGGGGAACUACCUGGGGGCUCUGGAGAACUGGGUGGCCCUGCAGAGCCAGUAUCCUUCAGUGCUCUACAGCGUCGUGGACCUGCACUCCAUCACCCAGCCUCAGGACCCGGCUCAGCUCAGGGUCAACAUACUGGACAUGGUGGCCAGCCUGCUGGCCUGUGGCAUCGACCCAGAGAGGUCUAUACUGUUCCAGCAGUCUCAGGUGUCUGAGCACGCUGAGCUCUCCUGGAUCCUGGGCUGUCUCACCAGCAUGCCUCGCCUCAGACACCUGCCACAGUGGAAGAUGAAGAGCAAACUAAAGAAUGAAGGCAGUGUGGGUCUCUACACGUAUCCUGUCCUCCAGGCUGCUGAUAUUCUCCUGUACAAGUCCACUCACGUGCCUGUCGGCGAGGACCAGGUCCAGCACUUGGAGCUGGCCCAGGACCUCGCUCGCGUCUUCAACAACCAGUACGGAGACCUGUUCCCUGAACCACGUGCCCUGCUCAGCUCCACACGAAAAGUCAAAUCCCUGCGCGAGCCCACUGCCAAAAUGUCCAAGUCAGACCCCCAGAAGAUGGCCACAAUUAACAUCACAGACUCGCCCGACGACAUCGCCCUCAAGAUCCGCCGCGCCGUCACCGACUUCACCUCCGAGGUCACCUUUGACCCCGAGACGCGGCCGGGCGUGUCCAACCUGGUGACGAUCCACUCUGCCAUGGCGAUGAUCACCGUGGAGGAGGCAGUGUCCCAGGCCAAGGGGAUGGACACAGGAGCCUAUAAGAAGCUAGUAACUGAGGCCUUGAUCCACAGGUUGACACCCAUCAGAGAGGAGAUAGAGAGGCUGCGGGCCGACAGGGCUCACCUGGAGGGAGUGUUGGCCCGUGGGACCCACAGGGCCCGAGAACUGGCGGCCCCGGUGCUCAGAGAGGUCCGACAUCGAGUGGGGUUCUGCUGACAGAGGCAGCUGGCUGGGACUUUAAAGGGAUACUUGUCUCAAAACAAUACAAUAAUUAAUUACAUUUUAUGAUUUUAAAACAGCAACACAUUGUCAAAAGUUCAGUUCAAAAAUCUCACACUGAUCAUGCUGUACAAUCCAAGUCUCUGGUAUCCAGUUCUAUGCUCAGAAUGUACCAAACACACCGAUUUUCACUCACAUCUGUUGAGUGCCUGUCCAAGUUGCUUGUCCAAUGAAAUGAAUGCACUUGUGUGUGCACCCUUCAUGAACAGAUUUUACAGAAAUGAUGCAUUCAGGGUGAAGAAUCCUUUAAAGUUACUUCACUCUGUAAGCCCUCAUCCUCUACUCCAAAUUGCUGCUGGUAUCCCAUGCUGCCGUUGGUGACCUGCAUUGUCACACGAUGUAAAGGCCUACCCACAACACAGUACAAGUGCAAUAAGUGCAUGAGCAGUGCAUCUGAAGAAAAUGACUUCAAAGUUUGAUUUGUGUAAAAGUGGACAUCAUUUAAUAGUACUUUUGGAUAUAAUUCUUGUUAUGAAAUCUAAACCCAAGUUGUGACUGUCUACCUAUGACUCAAAACACACAAAAGUUCUUAUUCCUGCUGGCCUUUUUAUGGACCAGUGCAGAGCAUCACUUUUUCCAAAAGUCAUGACCAGCAGUAUUUUAUAUAUUGCGUUGGUUCUUUACUGCUAGCUUAUUUUAUACUGGGUAAUUUGUCAUUUAUUGGCCCAAAGGCAAAUUCAGUUUGCAGGACAGGGCACAGGGCACAGUGCACAUCACAUGCAACAACAUACACAGCGGUAGACAAAAAAAAUACAACAUAUUCUCAGAAUAAUUGUCCCAUCUGUUGAUCUCUGGCCCUGCUGCAGGAAAAACAGCCCACCUCUGUUGCUUCAUAACGUCCCCCAUGUAUCAUAGCUUUAAGGGGCAGAGGGGUGAAACUGGCUUGAAAUCAGAGGCAAAGACUCACUGCAACUCUCUGAACACUGAUAUUAACUCUGGUGUUUGAUGAAGUGCUUGUACAUAUUUUUUUGUUCUCAUGCUUUUUGUAUUCAGAGCAAGUACUUUUUUGUUUCAAUAAUUUGAAUAAUAAACAUGCACAUGUGAUCUUUGUUUUGA
Molecule: messenger RNA, 2234 nt
Organism: Myripristis murdjan (pinecone soldierfish)
Lineage: Eukaryota; Metazoa; Chordata; Actinopteri; Holocentriformes; Holocentridae
Gene: wars2
Product: tryptophanyl tRNA synthetase 2, mitochondrial
Exons: 6
Coding region: 18-1115 (365 amino acids)
Biological process (GO): mitochondrial tryptophanyl-tRNA aminoacylation
Cellular component (GO): mitochondrion; mitochondrial matrix
Molecular function (GO): tryptophan-tRNA ligase activity; ATP binding
Source: RefSeq, a predicted model, not a curated record